AUGGACCACCAAAUGUGUUUGAAGCUUCUUUAUAAUGUGUUCUUUGUGCUUCUUAUAUUCCACAAGAAGCCUGGUGGUGCUCCAGGAUUCGUUACAGGGGUUGGAGGGGUGAAAAUCAAGUGCAUAGAGAGGGAGAGACAAGCACUGCUCAAUUUCAAACAAACAGCUAUAGAUAAGGAUGGUGUUCUUUCUUCUUGGAGCACUAGCGAUUGUUGCCUCUGGAGAGGAGUUGGUUGCAGCAACAGGACUGGCCAUGUCACUGUUCUCGAUCUUCAAGCUCAAUAUAGUGAUCGCUUGUAUCUGAGAGGUAACAUCAGCAAUUCAUUACUUGAGUUGCGACAUCUAAAUUACUUGGAUCUUGCUUGGGAACCUCUCAAAAUUGCACACUCUUGA
Dovyalis caffra is the source of this 393-nucleotide messenger RNA. NCBI's taxonomy places the organism in Eukaryota, Viridiplantae, Streptophyta, Magnoliopsida, Malpighiales, Salicaceae. The record is from the annotation of a GenBank genome assembly.